Messenger RNA from Dentiscutata heterogama, 415 nucleotides. Lineage: Eukaryota; Fungi; Glomeromycota; Glomeromycetes; Diversisporales; Gigasporaceae. The record is from the annotation of a GenBank genome assembly.
AUUUUCAAUCACACAAAUCAUCGUACAAACCAUCAGAUGAACUAUCACACAAGCUAUUAUAUGAACAAGUACAAUUGCAUAAACAAUCACAUGGACAAGUACAAUUGCAUAAACAAUCUCAUAAACAAGUACAAUUGCAUAAACAAUUGCAUGAACAAUUAUAUAAAAAAUUGCAUAAACAAUUGCUUAGAGAAUCACAUAAAAAGUUAUAUUAUACAAAAACCCACAAUUCAAGGUUAUCAUACAAAUCAAAGUUAUUUGAACCAUUUGAGCCACCAAUACGCAUAUUGACUCUAUUAAGCAAACUAUCAAAUGUUCUUAAACUUUCUAAUAUCUCCAAUAUUCAGCAACUAUUACGUAUUCCUCAGCCUUCAUAUUCAAGAUCUUUCAAGCCUUUAAAUGAUUUAUCUAAUCA